CCGCUUGCCCUUGUGUGACGCGCUGCUUUGGUCAAUCGUAUAUCCACGGAUGACAGAGGCAGGUUAAAGCAAUCGUCGAGACAAUAUCGCGGUUGACGUCUUGCUGCCAAAGAGGAACAAAAUCUACCGCUGUUAAGAGGAGCCGUAAACCGGGCAGUGGAGCGAACCGCAGCGCGGCUCCCAAGUUUUGCGUCAUUCUAGGUGAGGUGCACAAUAAUUGUGCUUGGAUUACAAGGGCAGGGCACCUACUAUGUACUACCACAGCCACCAGGAAGCCGGAUUUACCAUUUAUCCGCAGAACAAUAUCAUCACGUGUGCCCUUAUCAUAUUAUGUAAUCUGCGCUAGGGUCCCAAUCCGCAGACAUAAUACAGCGGGACAUUUGCAGAGCGAUAUAGACUCUGGCGACCAUCAACACAAACAUCACCACACCACCACCCUUGGCCUUCACGACGAAGCGCGAUAAGACGCGUGUUACGGCUGCAUGUUACUGUGGGCUGCUGCACCAGGCCCGUAACGUCUCAUGCAGCGACAUAGACAUCCUCAAGAGGCCAUAUUCUGCCUUCCCCAUGGAGGUCAAACAUGAAUGGCAUGGACGACAACGAAGACGAAACAGAUUUGUUCGACGAUGACUUUGAUAAUCUGUCAGAAUCCGCUCUCCGGGAACUUGAGCACCAUGCUCUUAUCUCAACUCAGCAAGCCUCUGCCUUAUUGCGUGCCCAAAAUACCACGGACCCGGUGCCUAAGGACAUUUCCUUGCCCAACAAUCAAUUUCAAGCACAACCACCAUUGAAUGCCAAAGCGCAACCGAGACAACCCUUCACUCAUCGGCAUCUUACCGAACCACAAUCUGAAGAUGAGAGUUUCGACCUGGUCGGCGAGGAAGGCGUGUCGACCCCGGUUGACGAGUCUGGAGCGUAUUCUUUACGUCGACUACAACCCAAUGAGUCGGUUCAGCGAGGGCAAUUCGGCCAGCAACAUCCGGCUCAGGGAUACAACGGGCUCCCCCACAGAGGAAUGAACAGGCCACAGGGGCAGAGUCAACCAGGGACACAUCAGGAAUCUCGAGGAGAUGGCCGUUAUGGCGGGGUUCGACCACGACAAGACGCGAUGCUUCUUGACAGGCCUUCCGGGCCCUCGCAAGAGGCUACUGGUUUAAUGCAGCAAGGACAUCGAGGGGACAACUCUCGCACGAUGGAAGACCUCUUGCGAGAGCGCGAAGAACUCAGCCGGGAACUUCAAGCAACAAAGGAUACCGUUCUGAUGCAGAAAGGCGAGAUAUCAAUCAUAAGGACAAACCUUGAGAAAGAGAGCAAGGUCUUCGAACGACAGCUGGCUGCUCUCAAAAAGACAAUGGCAGAGGAGUCUGCCAAACAGAAAGCUGCUUUGCAGGCAAUGAUGGAAAAGAACAACACCCUUACUACCAGCUACAAAUUUCUGCAGCAGGAACAUGACCAGGAGCUUCAAAAUCUCCAAGCCUUGCAACAACGGCUGAGAGACAGACAACAAUCCGGGAACGAGGACAGCCAUACGACAACACCGAAGCGCGGUUUCGUCGGCUCUCUUCGUGAUGGCUUCGACAAUGAUGAUGUGAUGGUCGUUUCCCCAUCAAAGUCUGGUCGACGCUCGAAACCCGGAACUCCUCCUGCUGGCAAUAAGAGAAAGCGGAAGGCCGAUGUCACGAGUCCGGUUAAGCCACUGGUGCUUCGAGCCUCGACCACCAACCCCGGCCAGAUGCUACCGCCACCGCAAGAAGAGUUUGUGCAUGCCGAGGAGCAGCCCGUCACCAUUAUCCGAACGGACAAGCAGGCUGAACGGGACCUACGCUUUUUGCAGGACAUUCUGGAAUACCGUGUCAAAGGAUCCGGGGAGACGUUGGUCGAAGCACUUGUUGGGUUCAAACUGCCAAGUACUCCGACAAAGACGUUUUCAGCUGUGCUGCUCGAAGGCACCGCUCGGGUUAAGGGUCAUAAUAUCCUGCGGGAUAUCCUACAGAUUUUCACCGAUCUCUGGUCGAAAUCAUUGAAGGAGCAGUACUAUACGCCCAUUGCCCUGCUCGUUGAGGUUGUAAAUCACAUUAUCGAUCUCGACAUGACCAUUGUUGAUGCCGACACAGUCUCCUCUCUUGCCCUUGUGCUUCAGGACUCGGUUGGCAUCAAUGCCAACACGCGUUUCAAACAUUCUCCCGUCAACCACGCAACCUUCGGAACGGUGCGCGAGACACCUCAGGCGCUCCUCAACCAUCAGGUCAAUGGGACAGAUUGUCUAGAACUGCUACUCACUGUGGCAUACGCCGUCUCCGAUGAUUCCCAGCUGAUUUCCUUGUUCUGGCGUGUGAUGAACCCGGAAUUUGUUCUGAUGAUGCUCAACGUCUGGCAACCUAUUGCGGACAUCACACUUAUGCUGCGAUUGCUCGCCACGAGCACCUUUGCGGAAACGUUCGGCAGCAUAUGCGUCGAUGACCAGCAGAAGAAGAUCGAAGACUAUGUGUUGAACCGAAUCUGCUAUCUGCUCUGGGAAACGCCCAAGGUGGACGAAGGACUGCCUCCCAACACCACCGAGGAACUAUGCCAACUAAGGCUCGAGGUCAUGGAUUUGCUGAUCCGAAUCGCCAUCACAUCGUCUCCUCAUCCUCACCAAGACCAGUCCCACCACGGCAGCAGACUGAUUGCGCAUCAUCAGAGUGCGAUUGGCCGCAUCGUUCGCAGCUUAUAUGAUGAGGUCUCUGCCAUGUACGAGCUCACUUCUUCGCAUGCUCUUCACGCAGAGAUUGUGAACAAAGGUGUGCACUUGCUGUAUCAUGUCCUCCAGCUGCAUGGACAGGAGAUCAAUCUCCAGGACAAACUGUCGGUGAUCAAUGGUGGCGUGCACAAGCAUUGCGUCGUGCUCACCAGGCUUGCUUUUUCCGAGGGCUUCUAUGUCGACCGCUUGAUUCGCGAUGAGACCGUCGCUAUGGCUACCAGUAUGCUCGAGGACAGUGUCACGCCCGACGAGGCGGAUGAGUUGAUUGAGGCCUUUCCUGGCUUCAAAGGCCGCGGCGAAAGUGUCGUGGCUGACUGAGGGGCCGUUCCGCUGUAUCAUCCUACCAUUGACGGCCUUGCGAUCUGCCCUCGUUCAAGCGGGAAAGAAUGACGGUUAGCAGGGGCAGUUAGUCAACGCGGCAGAUGUCAAGGUGUCUGGUCUGGAUUGAGUUGGAUCGACGUGUCAUGAAGCUAAGAAUCGAAAUGAACAACUUUGUAACUUUAAUACAAUGUAUGUCUCGCGGCUAAGCUGCUAGCUGGGGGUUUUGCUUUUCCCCUGUCCAUGAUCCCUGGGUCACCACCCGUAUGUUGAUUCUGAUUUCGAGCUUCGCCUGGAUAUCCUACUAUCGUUCAAUGUUUGGACGGGCCGGGCCGCUUUUGCACGUUCAAGUUAUCAGGGACAUCUAGAUCCAUUUCCCACGGGCAUCCCCCAUUCAUAGAAAUCUCCGUUUGUUUGACCCUGCUCCCUGGCAUUCCCCUUCCUCCCCUUCAUUCGGUCCGAAGAUGCAUCCUGUCGCGUCCAAUUCAGUCAGUUCGGGGUUUCAAGUUUGUGCAGUUCAAGCUGUGCAGGGUUAUGGUAUACGACCAUCAGAGGUCAGAGGCCCCCAUCCUAUUUCUCCGUAUCAGCAUGUAACUAUAUGCGGCCUGCCCAUGAUUAGGACAUGGUCCUUGGUGGAUCAAAUAGCUGAUUAGUUCUCUCCCUUCUGGAUGUAUGGCAAUUGCAAUGUUUCUAUUGCGAGUUCAUACCUGACGGUAGUGCUAGGAAACAUUUCUC
Exophiala dermatitidis NIH/UT8656 is the source of this 3793-nucleotide messenger RNA. RefSeq lists its product as uncharacterized. The transcript has a single exon. The record is from RefSeq and is a predicted model, not a curated record. NCBI's taxonomy places the organism in Eukaryota, Fungi, Ascomycota, Eurotiomycetes, Chaetothyriales, Herpotrichiellaceae. Bases 581 to 3058 code for a protein of 825 amino acids.